Molecule: messenger RNA, 1792 nt
Organism: Cercospora beticola
Lineage: Eukaryota; Fungi; Ascomycota; Dothideomycetes; Mycosphaerellales; Mycosphaerellaceae
Product: actin family protein
Biological process (GO): regulation of transcription by RNA polymerase II; chromatin remodeling
Cellular component (GO): NuA4 histone acetyltransferase complex; SWI/SNF complex
Molecular function (GO): chromatin binding
Source: RefSeq, a predicted model, not a curated record
ACUGUUGUCGCAAACCAUCUCAACCUUUUCAUUGAACUGGCCCUUCUCGCCGAAUCGUAUCAAUCGAAUCGCGCGCUGCCGCUCCACCACCUCUUGUCAGAGUCAGUCAACGGGUUCGUCCAUAUCGGCGCAUCGAGCGCAACAUUCCCCCGCGAUGUCCACGCUCCCUCCCACGCAAGCCCCGGGGCAGCAGGAAUAUGCAGGCGAUGAGAUCAAUGCGCUUGUGUUAGACCCGGGCAGUCACAGUGUGCGCGCAGGCUUCGCCGGAGAAGACACGCCCAAGUCGGUGGUUCCCACAAGCUAUGCAAAGACGGCAUCAGGCGAUAAGCUAUUUGGCGAAAAUGCGAUACAUCUCCCGAAACCCGAAGUCGAGAUACUAAAUCCCUACGAUGCGGACGGAAUUGUGGAAGACUGGGAAACAGCGUCGAGUCUGUGGGAGUACGCAGUCACGAGCAGAUUAACGGGGCAGCGGCAAACACCACCCUCGAAGAAUGGGCUCAACGACGGCAACACGGACGAGAAUGGCGACGUGAAUAUGGAUGAGGCGGCGGAGCAGGCAGAGGAGCAGGAGAAGGUGCUGGGAGAGUAUCCGCUACUCAUGACAGAACCAGGUUGGAACCCGCUGAAGGCGCGAGAAAAGACGAUGGAGAUCGCCAUGGAGCAGUGGGGCGUGCCGGCUUUCUUUCUCGCAAAGACAGGGCAGCUGGCGGCAUACUCACAAGGCAAGGCAACCGCGCUGGUCGUGGACGUUGGGCACCAGAACACGUCAGUCACGGCGCUACACGAGGGCAUGGUGCUGAAGAAGAGCAUUCAGCGAACACCACUCGCCGGAAACUGGCUUAACGAUCAGAUCCGGCUCAUGUACAACCAACAGAGUGUGCCUCUUGUGCCGCACUACAUGGUCAAGUCGAAGCUGCCCGUCGAUGCCGGUGCACCCAGCAAUGCUACAUACGUCAAAUUUGACAAGCCGCCCACAGACAGCUACCGCAAGCUCGAAGAAGAACGCGUCCUGACAGCCUUCAAAGAGAGUGUCGUGCAAGCCUGGCCUGGCCCCGGACGCCUCGACCAACCUUUCGGACCCGGUGGCCAAACGAACGCUGACUCAGUGAAAGGCCUCCCACCUAAACCAUUCGAGAUGCCAGAUGGGUGGAACCAAGUCUUCGGCGUAGAGCGCUUCCGCGUCGCUGAAGGACUCUUCGACAAUAAAGCCGCCUACACAGACUCCGAACACGCUGCGCCUCAGCAGUCGCAAACGAUAACACAAACCGUUCGCACAGCUGUCGAAAGCGUCGAUGUCGACCAACGGCCAAGUCUCCUUAACAACGUGAUUCUGACCGGUGCUGGCUCUCUCAUCGACAAGUUGCCCGAGCGGUUACAGGCUGAUCUGGCAGCUCUAUUCCCCAACCCGAAGGUGCGUGUAAUUGCGAAUAGCAGCAGUCCGGAGCGAAAGUAUGGUGCAUGGAUUGGAGGAAGUGUUUUGGGGAGUCUGGGCACGUUCCACCAAAUGUGGGUUAGCAGGCAAGAGUAUGAGGAGUUUGGGUCGAAGAUUGUGGAGAAGAGAUGCAAGUGAUGAAUGAAGAAAAGUGCUCAAUCAUGCCAGCAAAGCAGAUAGGGAACAUCAGCCUCUUUUGGAGCAUGUCAUAACUAGACGAAGGACAAUCUGUGCCGAUUCUUAAGGUUCAGAAAGAUGUAAUGCUUUAUGCCCGGUUCGAAAAACGAUGCUGUUGCUAGCGGACCUUGGUCGAAGGCAUUCGGCCUCCUUCCGCCAUCAGGAUCUCUUGACCCUCGUCAU